UCUGUGAUCCUGUUAGGCCAUUGAUUUACAAAAAAUAUGUGAUAUACCACUGCAAUGUUUAAAUUCCAAUGAAAAAUUUCUAAAAUUUCUGCGUACAUAGCAUCGAGUGAUUUUUAUAUUAAUCCAGAAAAUGUGGAAAAGUAUUUCGAGAGAAAAGUAUUCAAAGGAGAUUUCCAUAUAAACGAAUGAUGAAAGUUAAUAUAUACAUUUGAUUAUCGAACCGUUUAAAAUAUGUUCUCCAAACAAGUGCUAUUGAUAUAAAUUUUCAAUAUUUUCGUUUCGAAGAGAAAAUAAGUUAUUUUAUUAACGUUUUGUUGAUUGCAGUCAUGUGGUUGAAAUCAGUUGUAGUAUAGCGUAUACAAAAGAUCGAUAAAGAAGUGACUCGAUGUUAUCAUAAGGAGAAUUUUAGUUAAACGUCUGAAUUAUUUCACAAUUUGAAGCAAGAGGUUAAGAAUGUUCGUAUACUUUGACAGAUAAUUUCAUAAUUAGAUAACGAAAUGUGAAAUUAAAAUUGUCUCGUUUGAUUUUCUUUUUUUAAUUUUUAUAUCUAAAGUAUGCUUCUCUAAUGUAUGUUACUAAUAAAAUAGUAAAAUUUUUCUAUACUAUUACGAUGCCGUUUAAAUUUCAUUUAAAGAGAAGUCGUCAAUAUAAUGUAGUGUCCAAAAAUCAAUAUGUAAUAUGUAUAGAAUUACUGGACACUACAUCAAUAGAAUGUACUUUAAAUAUUGACAGUUUGGGUCAAGAAUGUCUGGACAAUAUUGUACAACGAUUAGGGCUUGUACAACCUGAAAUUUUUGGAUUACGUUAUAUAAGUCGACAUGGUUCUCCUUCUCCUCGAUGGGUAGAUAUGGAUAAACCAUUAAAACGACAACUUGAGAAAGAAGCUAAGAAUUUUAGUCUCUAUCUAAGAAUUAUGUAUUACGUUACAGAUGUUCAAUGUAUACAAGAUGAAAUGACAAGGUAUCAUUAUUAUCUUCAGUUAAAAAGCGAUGUAUUAGAAGGUAGGAUUCAUUGCAAUUCUAGACAAGCUACUCUUUUAGCAAGCUAUUCGAUGCAAGCAGAGUUUGGUAAUUAUAAUACAGAACGGCAUACAAUGGAAUGCUUACAACAAUGUACCUUCUUUCCCAAGGAUGUAAUACAAUCAGAACCAGGUGGUUUAGAUGUUUUAUUGCAUAAUGCAGUAUGUCAAUAUAAAAAUUUAAUUGGAGUAACACAAGCGGCAGCUGAAGAAUUAUAUAUUUCCGUAGUUAUACAAUUGGAAGGGUAUGGUAAUGAAACGUUUCCUGCAAAGGAUAGUACUAAUUCUGAAGUGAUACUUGGUGUAUCUCUUAAUGGAAUUAUGCUGGUAUGUCCUAAAUCUCAAACUACGCACUUUUAUAGGUGGAAAGAUAUUAGUAACGUCAUAAAUCAUAAAAAGACAUUUAGAAUAGAAUGCCAGUCUGAAGGCGAAGAUGCAAAACAAUUUAUAUUCAAUGAGUCGCGUGAUGCAAAAUACGUAUGGCGUCUGUGUAUAGCACAACACACAUUUUAUAUGCAACAUCAAGAAUCACGACCUUCAGAAAGAUCUAAUAAUGCAUAUUUUGAUAGCGAUACAAAUGAUUCUGGAGAACAAGCUGUGUCUAUGGAAAAUCGUAGGGAAGAUGAUCACAUGCAUUGGACGAGCUACAAUGAUCUUUCAACUUCACCGUAUCCUGUAGUCUCAGUUUCUUCAACUGAAAUAAAUAAUCUACGUGCCUUAUUACCGUCCUAUAGACCAGCACCAGAUUAUGAAACUGCCGUUCAAAUGAAAUAUAAUAAUGGAGGAAAUGCUCCUCAGCCUUAUUAUGCAAAUCAGUCUACUAUUGUUGGACAAGAUAUUUCGUGCCUUCUUGGUAAUGUGGUAAAUAGAAGUAGAUAUUAAUUUGGAUAUUUUUAUGGUUUCAAAUAUACAACCGUGUUAUAUAUUUA
This is a messenger RNA of Polistes canadensis, 1947 nucleotides long. It is a transcript of the gene Pez, whose product is annotated as tyrosine-protein phosphatase non-receptor type 14. Lineage: Eukaryota; Metazoa; Arthropoda; Insecta; Hymenoptera; Vespidae. Bases 566 to 1900 code for a protein of 444 amino acids. Gene Ontology annotation, molecular function: protein tyrosine phosphatase activity; cytoskeletal protein binding. The transcript has 7 exons. The record is from RefSeq and is a predicted model, not a curated record. Gene Ontology annotation, cellular component: cytoskeleton.